Mesorhabditis spiculigera is the source of this 855-nucleotide messenger RNA. Lineage: Eukaryota; Metazoa; Nematoda; Chromadorea; Rhabditida; Rhabditidae. The record is from the annotation of a GenBank genome assembly.
AUGCAAGGCGCCCAAUAUUCGAUUCGAAAGGUCAAUGGGGAGCCAAUUUUUGAGGAGGAGAUCUACUCGAUCUACCCGCCGGAGAAGAAGUGCCAGAAAGAGGCGAUAAUGACUGGGCACUGGAACUACUGCGAGGAUGGGGAAUGCGGCCCCGCCCACUGGCCCGGCGCCGACGGCCAACAACAGAGCCCCAUCGACAUCGACCUCUCAUUUGUUGAACGCAAGGAUACGGUGGACGGCAUCAAGUUCACCAAUUAUACCAAAGUUCUGAAGGGCAACAUCACCAAUAAUGGACAUUCUGUCCAAAUCACCCCCACCCCCGGCGGUGAACUCCCCGAAAUCUUUGGCGGCGGCUUGGACCAGGUAUAUCGCCUUGUGCAGUACCACUUCCACUGGGGAUCAACGGAGAGUGAAGGAGCCGAACACACCCUUGGCGGCCUCUCCUACCCGGCCGAACUUCACUUGGUACACCAGGGAGUCGAAGACAGCUCCCGUCUGGCUGUUCUCGGCGUUUUCCUCAAGGUCGGCAAGGGCGGUGAACUCCUUGCUGACGUCGAGCAGGCGCUGAAGAGGAUUGUUGAGCCGAACGCAUCCACUAACCUCGACGCCAUCAACAUCGGGAGCAAAUUGCCGAAGAACACGAGCUCCUUCUUCCGCUAUGAGGGCUCCCUGACGACGCCGCCUUGCAGCGAGAUCGUCACCUGGACGCUGUUCACCGAUCCAUUGGAGAUCACCAAGGAACAGCUCAACCUCCUGCGCACGCUGAAAGACACGGAGAACAAAUGCCUCAACCGCAACUUCCGCCCCACCCAAAAAAUCAACAACCGCACCGUAUAUCAUAUUGUGGCGAAGCAC